Messenger RNA from Exophiala spinifera, 1311 nucleotides. RefSeq lists its product as uncharacterized. NCBI's taxonomy places the organism in Eukaryota, Fungi, Ascomycota, Eurotiomycetes, Chaetothyriales, Herpotrichiellaceae. Gene Ontology annotation, cellular component: cytoplasm. Gene Ontology annotation, molecular function: ornithine decarboxylase activity. The record is from RefSeq and is a predicted model, not a curated record. Bases 1 to 1311 code for a protein of 436 amino acids. The transcript is spliced from 2 exons.
AUGGCACCUUCUGCGAUUGCCAUUGACCACAAAGAAACCAAUAUUUUGAAUGACAGUAAAGUCGAUUAUCUCGACACCAACAACAAUCAUGGCGUUGAAUCCGAUGUGACUGGCUUUGCCUCAAAGGCUUUGAUUAGGAAAGUUCUGCAAGAACACAUUGACCGUGUCAAUGUUGAUACUUGCGAGCCCGGCGAAGAAGAUGCGUUCUACGUGGCGGAUCUAGGUGAAGUCUACCGCCAGCAUCUCCGCUGGAAGCUCAAUCUAGGCCGUGUCAAGCCCUUCUACGCGGUCAAAUGCAACCCAGACCGGGAAGUGCUCCGCCUUCUGGCAAAAUUGGGCGCGGGUUUCGAUUGUGCAUCCAGGGCUGAAAUUGACAUGGUGCUCAGUCUUGGCGUGGCACCAAGCCGUAUCAUCUAUGCCCAACCUUGCAAGACCAAAUCAUACCUUCGCCACGCGCGCAAGGUUGGAGUCACCCAGAUGACCUUUGACAAUACCGAUGAACUCCGAAAGAUCAAGGAAUGUUACCCCGAUGCCGAACUUGUUCUUCGAAUCUUGACCGACGAUUCAACCAGCUUGUGCCGCCUCAGUGCCAAGUAUGGCGCUAGUCUGAUUGAUGCAAAAGAGUUACUCGCUUUGGCGAAAGAGCUCGAUUUGAACAUUGUCGGAGUCAGCUUCCAUGUUGGUUCUGGAGCCAGCGAUCCAAAUUCCUUUGGGCAGGCGGUCAAGGACGCUCGAUAUGUCUUUGACGAAGCAACCGAGUUUGGUUACGAUUUGAAGAUGCUUGACGUUGGCGGUGGUUUCGUUGAUGAGACCUUCGAGACAUUUGCUGAGAACUUGAAUGAAGCCAUCGAGGAGCAUUUUCCACCCCAUGUGCGCGUUAUUGGAGAACCCGGUCGUUACUAUACGUCCAACGCCUUCACGCUGGCCGCCAAUGUCAUUGCUCGUCGCGAAGUGACCAGUGAGGUUGAAGGGGAAAAGGCAUACAUGCUCUACUUGAACGAUGGGGUUUACGGCAACUUCUCAAACAUCAUCUUCGACCAUCAACACCCAGUCCCACAAAUGCUCUCUGCAGCGGCAAACGAGGAUAGACUGGUCGAAUACUCCAUCUGGGGACCUACCUGCGACGGGAUUGAUGUUAUUGCCGAGCGUUACUUCCUACCCGGAGUCAUCAACAUUGGCGACUGGUUGUUCUUUGAGAACAUGGGGGCGUACACAAAAUGCUCGGCAACCAAAUUCAAUGGAUACAAUGAUGACCACGAAGUCAUCUACAUCUCUAGCGAGCCUGGUGCGUCGGCCUUACUGGGAUAUUGA